This is a messenger RNA of Limulus polyphemus (Atlantic horseshoe crab), 2789 nucleotides long. RefSeq lists its product as uncharacterized. Gene Ontology annotation, biological process: cell-cell junction organization. The record is from RefSeq and is a predicted model, not a curated record. Lineage: Eukaryota; Metazoa; Arthropoda; Merostomata; Xiphosura; Limulidae. The transcript has 3 exons. The coding region runs from base 1 to 1575 and encodes 524 amino acids. Gene Ontology annotation, cellular component: apical junction complex; plasma membrane.
AUGGCCAAGGGAUUCGGUGGCUGGAUAUAUAAGUUGUUAUCACAGGCCAUUAACAACCUCCGUUUAAAUGAUUUUGAAGAAAAGAGGGAGGAAAUAAUUACAUCACUGGAUGACGUUCUGGACGCUUUACUGGCUAUUCCUUCUGGUUCUCGAUCAUCUAGCCCUGUGACUUCACGUCGUACUAGCCCUGUUGCUCCUCAGAUGAUCAGUUCAGCCCAGGUAGAUCGAGAAGAACAACCCCCAUUCUUUAGUGAUUGGACAGAAAAGACAGACGGUCGCCAAAAGUCACAAGCUGAUAAAACUUCAUAUCCUAUAACGUCUGUUAGUAGCUAUACAGGAUCCCAGGAAUCUCCAAGUCGAAGACUGAGCGAAGUAAGUUCUCACGGAUCUGCAACGACAGACGAGAACAGGUAUUCAAGCAGCUCAGCGAUUUCUCUAGAACCUGAUUUUGAACAUUCACUCAGAGAAAAUUAUGAUGCUAAGAGCAAGGGAGGGAUAUUUAGAAGUGAAGAACGUCUGCCUUCAACACAAGAGUCGGGGCAACAAAAAGAAUCAGCGCCUUUGAAACUUCCAGAUACGAAACACUUGCGUCGUUCCUUUCCAGAAACAGCCCAUCAGACUACAUCAUCAUUAGUUUUCUCCAAAAAGGACAGUACGUUAUAUGAACCACAUCAACAACGAGGAACAAUUACGUGUAAUCGCCCAAAAUGUACCAAGACCCUUCCCAUGGAAGAAGCACGAGUCAAGUUUCGCAUGUGUCCUAACUGUUAUACUUAUUACUGCAGUAGACAUUGUCGUAAGCUUCACUGGGACCGUCAUAAAAAUCAGUGUCCUUAUACAAAAAUCAGCAACCUGUGUCAACAAGUAUUGGUUAAAGUUCGACAAGACCCUAUUUCUAGACGCAAUCUGUCUGUGUGUGCAAGACGAGGGUAUUUGUCCCGAGGACGAGGAGCUGUCAAAUUAGUAUUUUACAACACUGAAGACGCUUUAGACUUCAUGUGUAAAGGCUGGAACUCUAUUCGUGGCCAGAACUUUUAUGUACCUCGAAAUGAUCUUAUGCCUCAAGAGAUGGGAGCGGAUAUGUACACUUAUAUCCGCAACCUGUGUGACCGCUACAAUCCAGGAAAGAAGUUCGUUCUCUUGGCAGCUGUACGUGUAACUCAAGAGAUAUCGAGUGUGGCUGGUGCCUUAGUAGAGCGAGAAAUAAUAAUACGAGGAACAAAGAUGCGGCUAACCCCUCCCUUACCAGAAGAUGAUGUCCAAACGGUUAUACUAACAUUAGCUAAAAACCCUGGAUCUGACGUAGCGGAACGACACCAGCAAUGUUUGGCAAUGGAAAACCAUCUUCAAGAAAGAGGAAUUAGCAUUGCCACAGAAUUUCCAGACAUGUAUGCAAAAAUAAAAAAGUUCGUAAAAGGUGGUGAACCAUUUGUCCCCUUAAGUGUGUUCCUCACUGAUCGAAGAACAGCAAAGAUGUUUAUGUGUAUAAUUCUACCUUGGGCUGAUGCUGAAAUCAUCCAGAAUAUUUCAGCCAAGGCAGCUGUUACGAAGUCCAAGCGACUUUGGAUGCUCUAACUCUUAACUAAUCCACCUUAUCUUAAGUAAUGUGUCAAUGUCUAUCAAAGUCUUCCUUUGUAGCUGUAUUUAUAAUUCCAAGAUUAACAACGGUGCAUUCUAAGCAAAUAUAGGCAUUGUUGUCUUAAUAUGCAUGAAUGUAAAUAAAACUUCAUAUUUUAUGUCAAAUCUGCAAACUCUUACACGCGUAAAAAGCGUUUAGAAAUGUAUGCUCCAAAUGUGCAGUUCUGAGUAUUACGAACUCAACUUCAAUUUCCAGUGAAUUGAUAUUUGUUUGUAUUUGUGUACAUUUUUGGUAAAGAUGAGUUUUAACCGUGCCAUUUCAUUGAAUGCACAUACUGAUGUAACGUAAGCCUAAAAUCAAUGAAAAUACUUAAAAUUUAACUAGUGUUGGAAUAAACAGACUUUGAAAACCUAACUUAAUACUUUACAUUUUUAAUGGUUAAAUUCUAUUGUAAACUCUCAAAGAUUUCAUGAUACGUAUUUUCAGCUAUUGACUUCCAACCAUCACUUAGGAAUAAACUUAUUCCUAAACUAAAGUCGUAUCUUAUUACAAGACUUACAUGUUAUUUGAAUUCAGUUGUUUACCAGAUUCUUUAAGAUAUAUUUUUCUGAAAUUGGAACUUAGGAUUUCUUCUAAUUGGUUUAGUUGAUAUACGGCUAAUGCAUAACAAAAUUUAAGUUGCCUGACUUUUGUACAUCACGUAUAAUUUCUAGAAUAAAUCUUAAUCCAUAAAUUUAUGUUUGGACAAAUAUAGGACAAAUUACCAUUUUAAAAUAUUUAUUAGCUAUGAAAUAUUAAAUAAGUUGUAAAACAAUUAAUCUUUGACUUGCAAACUCGCAAGAACAAUUAAAUCACUUAAAGCAUUCAAUUGUAAAAGAGUAAUUAUAUUUUAAAUUGAUGCAAUCCGGUCUUCAUUGAGAUUUAAUAUUAGCCGACAAACUGUUCAAAUGUCAUUAAAUAAUGAUAUUUACACCUUACACAUAAGAGUAUGCAAAUUAAUGAAAUCUAGUCAAGUGUGUAAAUUUUGUAAUUGUAAAUCGUGGUAUGUGUACCGUAGGAUAGAUCGGGCAACAAUAAUUGAGCCUGAAGUUACAUUUCAGUUAUAUUAAAUAUGUUAUUUGGUAGUGGAUCGGCGUCGAAAAUGAUAACUUUGAAAACUAGAAAACGUAGUUACAUUAGAAGUUGAAUAUAUGUAUCAAUGCCUUAUUUG